This is a messenger RNA of Cladocopium goreaui, 2532 nucleotides long. The record is from the annotation of a GenBank genome assembly. NCBI's taxonomy places the organism in Eukaryota, Dinophyceae, Suessiales, Symbiodiniaceae.
AUGGCAGCAGAAGAUGGACCUGCGUCAGAGGCACGAUCACGCCUUCGUGAGAAAGCCAGGUGUGGCAGGCCGGGUCACUGGAAGAGAGAAUGUCCGAUGGCCAACAAUCAGAUCGAGAAUGUGAAGAAGAACAAUGAGGGGGAGUCCUUCACGGGAAUGAUGAUUGAGGAGUUCCACAUGGUGCGGGACAACCAGGGCAGCUCUGAGACGGUGAUCCAUGCGCUUCCGGAGGAUGCGCAGCCUUACUAUGUCACUGGUUUGGAGGCGAAUACUGAUCGAAAGUCCGCUUCAGCAACUGUCGUGCACGAGCCAGAUCAGCCGGUUCUCUCGGGAUCCACUUUUCUGCAGAGUCAAAUGAACUCAGAAGCAGGUGGAGCUGAGAUUUUUAAUACUGAGGAAGCCGAUGACGAAGCGAUCAUUGACACAGGUGCCAGCCGGGCAGUCAUAGGGCUCAAAAGGACUGGCUUCGUGUCGAGGUGGUGCCAGGUGGAAGUCAAUCAGCGUGUUUGUCUGAUUCGCAUCAUGGCCACGGAGGGUACCGUGAACUACCUGCAGAAGAGCCUCACGUCACCGGUGGAUCCUUCACUGCACGGGAAUGCGACCUAUCAGGAGCUUCCCCAAAGCCUUUCUCGUCCUCCGGGGGUGGCCAACUUGGAGGAAUGGGGAUCAGUGAUAGCACCAUCAGGGAAGCAUCAUCAGAAGACCUAUGCGGUGAUUUACGAGACCGACCGCAAGUACGUGAGCCAGAUGUGGAACAGGCGAGCAGUAGCUCCUUGGGCCCGAAGUUUCCAACUAUAUUGCCGCCACCGACGAGAAGCCAGCAUCGAGAAACAGAAGGAGGACACCAUCAAUCAGGGACUUCAGAUGCCUAUCUCACCUCACAUGACUCCCGAGGUGGCUUCACUCAUCCGAGCCGGGGGAGCACCAUGGUUGACUCCACGGACCAAUGCUCAGUUGAUCGAGCAAAAGAAGGUUCGAGAUGCCCAGAAGGCCAAGAAGGAGGACAAGGACUGGGAACAUGUGGAGGUGACAGAAGUGAAAACAUCGAAGAGGAGCUUACCGUCAACAGCCAGCACCAUGGAGACUCAGCCCAACGAGACCAAGGUGGCCCAGUUGCAGGCACAGAUCGCCACACUGCAAAGGGAUCUGCAGAUCGAGCUGAACGGGCUAAAGCAAAUUCGAAGUACUGGACCGGCCAAGAUGUCACUGUCCAUCUUUGGAGUUCCGAGCGGACCGUCAGCGGAGAGUUCCAGUGCAGCCGCUAGCGAGGGUCCAAAGCUUGACCAAGCCAUCGUUCCACGCUGUGCGGAUCACAGUAUUCCAUAUGAGCCCAGUGAUUCCGAGAAAGUGGAAUCAAAACUGGGAGUUGAUGAAAGUGUUGGUGUUGUUGCAGUUGAACAAAAGAGGGUUGUUUGGCUGAGCCACCUGGGUCGAUUAGUGAGAGCUAGCCCGGAGCAAAUUCGACCGGCCUCUUUGCGUGAAUUUAUCAACCUACCCCGGGGAGAGGACAAUCAAGUAAAGAAUGAGGAGCCUAAGGGGAGAAGUUUUGUUGAUUUGAGUGGGGACCCCGAAGAUUUUCCACCAAGGGAAGGGGAAUUAGAAGAAAAUGAGUACUCUCCUGGGACACCUCGUGACUCGACGGGAGACACUAGUCAGCCUGAACAGGAAGAUUUCCGAAAUGAUGCACCCACCGAGGAUGGGAAUCCCAAUGACACCGAACCAGUUUUGCCACAUGAGGUUCCGGUACCUGAUUGGGAGACGGAUAAGGAAGAUUCACUGUUUGGGGAUGAUGUCACCAUAUCAAGUCCUGAGCGGGGUGUAUGGGAAAUAAAUUUCACCAACGAAGAAUGGGAACCCGAGGUAGCUGAAACUUUCUGUGCACAUCCAGGCAUUUUUGAACAGGUUUGGCUCACCACUGGGGAGAAACGAAAAAGGGUUGAGGUAAAUUAUCGGUUGCAGAGUGAAGGGGAUCAGGCUCUGUUUGAUGCUGCAAAGAAGAAAGAAAUCAAAGCCUGGAUUGAUCAUGGAACUGUCCAGCGUGCUACCAAAGGUACCCUACGUCCUGAACAGGUGAUGAGGUGCCGUUGGAUUUUAACAUGGAAGCCACCAGCUCCUGGAACCACCGAGCGUCGUGCCAAAGCACGCUUAGUGGUACUGGGUUUCGAAGACCCGGAUCUGCAACAGAUCCCAAAUGACGCACCAACACUUUCGAAGGAUGGUCGUCAAUUGCUGUUGCAACAAGUGGCAUCAAGCGUAGACUGGAGCAAUCCUGGAAAGAUACUUCAAAUGGCACCGCGGGCCAACGCAGUGACAGAUUGCAAGUCGGUCUACGACAUAGCGACAAAGACCUCCACACCAACAUUCCUCAACAACUCCAGUGCCACGGCUGCAUGGCGCAGGGCCAAGACACUGGAACCACCUUUCGGAAAGGUGUCAGAAACGUCCAAUUUGACCUUUUCGCGGGCUGAAAAGCUCAAAUUGGACGUCUUGCGAAAUCCUACCCGCCCAAGUCCUUCAGCAAGGGCGAGUUAG